AUGUCCCGGGGUGGCGCUGACCAUGUUCACGGCAUCCGCGGAUCUAGCCCUGCUAAGAUACCCGGCACCCAAAGGGGAGCAGACGGCAACAUGACCAGCCGACAUAUAGCCGAUGAUUUUGGAAUCUCACCGUUCCAGAAGCAUCUUCUUCUGGACCACGGUCAUCAAUACGUACUCGAUGCCAGCUAA
This is a messenger RNA of Plenodomus lingam JN3, 189 nucleotides long. Lineage: Eukaryota; Fungi; Ascomycota; Dothideomycetes; Pleosporales; Leptosphaeriaceae. The record is from RefSeq and is a predicted model, not a curated record.